Messenger RNA from Centrocercus urophasianus (Greater sage-grouse), 2276 nucleotides. It is a transcript of the gene NETO2, whose product is annotated as neuropilin and tolloid like 2. The coding region runs from base 44 to 1621 and encodes 525 amino acids. NCBI's taxonomy places the organism in Eukaryota, Metazoa, Chordata, Aves, Galliformes, Phasianidae. The record is from RefSeq and is a predicted model, not a curated record. The transcript has 9 exons. Gene Ontology annotation, molecular function: protein binding.
UCGCCGCCUCCGCGGAGUCGCCGCCGCGGCCCGCCGGGAGACGAUGGCCCUACGCAAAGUCUGCUCGGUGCUGGAAGUGUUGCUAGUAACAAUCCUUGUUGUGGAAGGGAUUGCUGUUGCACAGAAGACACAAGGUGGGCAAAAUAUUGGAUUGAAUCGCAUUCCUCCUACGCAGUGUGAUAACUGGGUACGGACCAGUAAUGGAGGACACUUUGCUUCACCAAACUACCCUAACAUGUACCCACCAAAUCAAGAGUGCAUCUACAUCCUGGAAGCUGCUCCACGGCAAAGAAUUGAGUUGACCUUUGAUGAACCUUAUUACAUUGAACCCUCAUUUGAAUGUCGGUUUGAUCACCUGGAGGUUCGAGAUGGACCUUUUGGCUUCUCCCCUCUAAUCGAUCGUUACUGUGGUCUGAAAAGUCCUGCACUAAUUAGAUCAACGGGGAGAUUUAUGUGGAUCAAGUUUAUUUCUGAUGAGGAGCUGGAAGGAAAGGGAUUUCAAGCAAAGUACUCAUUUAUACCAGAUCCUGACUUCACUUACCUAGGAGGUAUUUUAAAUCCCAUUCCAGACUGCCAAUUUGAGCUCUCGGGAGCUGAUGGAAUAGUACGUUCCAGUCAAGUAGAACAAGAAGAAAAAACAAAACCAGGACAAGCAGUUGAUUGCAUAUGGACAAUUAAAGCUACUCCAAAUGCUAAGAUCUAUUUACGAUUUCUGGACUAUCAAAUGGAGCAUUCCAAUGAAUGCAAAAGAAACUUUGUUGCUGUAUAUGAUGGAAGCAGUUCCAUUGAAAACCUGAAGGCAAAGUUUUGCAGCACUGUAGCAAACGAUGUCAUGCUGCAGACCGGAACUGGUGUGGUGCGAAUGUGGGCAGACGAAGGCAGCAGACUAAGCAGAUUCAGAAUGCUCUUCACUUCAUUUGUGGAUCCUCCCUGCUCAGGCAACACUUACUUCUGCCAUAGCAACAUGUGCAUCAAUAAUUCUUUAGUCUGCAAUGGCAUUCAAAACUGUGCAUACCCCUGGGAUGAAAAUCACUGCAGAGAAAAAAAAAAAUCUGGAUUGUUUGAACAAAUCACCAGAACACAUGGAACAAUCAUUGGCAUAACAUCAGGGAUUGUUUUAGUUCUUCUUAUCAUUUCAAUUCUAGUGCAAGUAAAGCAACCUCGCAAAAAGGUUAUGGCUUGCAAGACUGCUUUCAAUAAAACUGGCUUCCAGGAAGUAUUUGAUCCUCCACAUUAUGAACUGUUUUCACUGAGGGACAAAGAAAUUUCUGCAGAUUUGGCAGAUUUAUCAGAAGAACUUGAAAACUAUCAGAAAAUGAGACGCUCUUCAACAGCUUCCAGAUGCAUUCAUGACCAUCACUGUGGCUCUCAGGCCUCCAAUAUAAAGCAAAGCAGGACAAACCUCAGCUCCAUGGAACUUCCCUUCCGCAAUGAUUUUGCACAACCUCAGCCAAUGAAAACAUUCAAUAGCACAUUCAAAAAAAGUAGUUACACUUUCAAACAAGCACAUGACUGCCCUGAGCAAGUCAUAGAAGACAGAGUGAUGGAGGAGAUUCCAUGUGAAAUCUAUGUUAGAGGAAGAGAAGAUACAGCACAAGGUUCAUUAUCUAUCGACUUUUAAUUUCCUAGUGAAGGUGGUAUCGGUGUACAUAAAGGAUGCUUGUGUAUAAGGACAGUGUAUAUAUUAAAAGUGUAUGAUAUGCAGCGUGUGAGAUGCACACACUUUUAGCCUAUUAUACUUCAUUAAAGAAAAAGUCUUCAUAACUCACUCUUGCUGAAAAACAGUGGACUUCCUCUCACUUUUCCAAGCUACCCAUUCAGCAAAGCAAAAGACAGUUUUUGCAUGGAAAUUUGAAGUUAAGAAUAUUGGAGGAAGAACAGCCACUAUCAUAUAGAUCAGCAAAAACAGUGACUACUAUUCUCCUCUUCAUUUCAUUUUCUCUUCUUUAGAUGUCCGCUUUUCAAGGCAAUUUUAAUACCUCAGUUACAUAAAUAAAAGUAGUUAAGCAUACCAUAUGUAUGUCAACAUAGGUGUCUGAUUGUAUUUGUCAAACUGAAAGAGUUAGAGUUAAGUGCCAGUUAAGACUCAAGAAUUACGUUACAGCCAUCUGUUUCAUCUUGCCUACCAUUUUAUAUUGCCUUUAAUUAUCAGUUCCUCACUCUAUGCUUUUUGAGAAAUAGACAUAAAGGAUUACUGCCUCUUUAAAAGAUAUUGAGCUAUAUUAAUUUGGGAAUAUGAUCUUUGCAGCUUGCCAUUAAACACAAAUAAGCACUCA